UUUAGUCAUUAAAUAAACAGCUCUCAGUACACUCCAGAAUGCACGGAUCAUAAGAAAACAAGGAGGCGAAGGGAUCUGGCUGGCUGGCUCUGCUCCUGAACGGGCUGGAUAUUAACAGGGCAAAGGCUUUCAGGGUUCAAAUAUGGUCUGGUAGCCGGUUUCCUUUCCAUAGGAAUGGUCCAUUUGUGUGUUCAAUCGAAGCUUUGCUUGCACAAACAAAUCUGAGAGUUGCCGCUCCGGGGACCCUCCAAGGAGCAGGAGAGAAGACCUUGGGGCAUGAGGACAGCCGAGUGUUGGGGAGCAGUCGUACGUGCCUCCUCGCACUCAGAACACACUGGAUAAGGGAAGCACCCACAUUUUGUUCAGAAGCAACCUCAGAAUAAACAAAAGAGCGCCAGUCGGCCGUGGAAGAGAAAUGACUGGCACCAGAGGCGAGGCCGAGGCAGGAAGGAAAUGGAUGGUGCUGAGCGAGGAGGAGGAUGCUGCGGAGGGGACCCUGACUGGGGAGCACAGCCACAAAUUUAUCCCUGAGAAUCAUCUGAUCCCGACUGUUGUGCAACCAAGCUGGAAGGAACUGCACCAGGCGGCCCGGAAUGGGGACACGCACCUGGUCAAGCAGCUGUUGAAGCAAGGGGCGGACACAGAGAGCAGAGAUGAGAACGGCUGGACCCCCUUACACGCCGCCUCUUUGAACGGCAGCGCCGCGUUGGUGAAGUUUCUCCUCCAGCGUGGAGCGAUGGCCAACGCCAGCGAUGCUUCUGGCUACAUGCCUCUCCACUGCGCCGCUUGGAGCGGCCACAGCCAAGUGGCGGAGCUCCUCCUGCGCCGGGGUGCAGCAGUGGAGGCGCCGACCAACGGAGGCCUCACCGUGCUCCAUUUCGCAGCUGCCAACGGGCACACCCUGGUGGUUCAGCUCCUCUUGGGGCACGGAAUGGACCCGGCCAGCCUUGACCGCCGCCAGUGGUCGGCGCUGCAUUGGGCGACGGCCAACAACCGAUUGCAUAUUGUGGACCUGCUGACAUCGCAGGGCCUCAGCCCAGAUUUAGGAAGCAGAGGGAGUGUCACACCACUGCAUGUAGCAGCCGAGAGCGGAAGAACGGAAGCUCUGAAGCUCUUGCUUGCCAAAGGCGCCAGCGUGAAUGCUCAGGACAGCCUAGGGAGAACGCCGCUCUCCAUUGCUACUAACAACGGCCAUAAUGAGAUGGUGAAGCUUCUACUCCAGAGCCAAGCAGCUGUGAACCUGACUGACCGCUACGGCUGCACUGCCCUCCACAAAGCUGCGACCGAGGGUCACCUGCCAGUCGUCUCCUCCUUGGUCAGGGAAGGUGCUGCGAGAAUCGAUGGGAGGGACCACCUCAACCUGACUCCACUUCACCGGGCUGCCAGCCGCGGCCACGUCGCCGUCGCCAGCUUCCUCCUGGACGAGGGGGCAGACGUCGACGCCGCUGGCUGGCUGAGCAAAACCCCCUUGCACCUGGCUGCAGAGAAAGGGCACUUCCCUUUGAUGGAACUCUUGUUGGCAAAGGGGGCAAGCCUUUUCCGGAGGACUCAGUGGAAGGAGACAGCAAAGGAGCUGGUCUCAGAGAGGGCAAGUCCUGGAGGCAUCACUAGCCUGGAUGAGCCUGGGCCACCUCAGUCUCCCCCCUCCUGUAACUCUAUAGCCUCCUGACUCAGCCCUCCGCCUGGUCUGAUCACAUAUUAAACGCUUGUCUUUUUAGUAUUGUUAUUUAUGGUUUGAUGUACAGAGGUUCAGUUGUAACAUCAGUACUGCGGUACUGGUGGGUGGGUGUAUGAGAGCCAGUCGGGGACAGCAGUUAAAAUGUAAUGAUAAUAAUAAUUUAUUAUUUAUACCACACCCAUCUGGCUGGGUUUCCCUAGCCACUCUGGGCAGCUCCCAACAGAAUAUUAAAAAAACACAAUAAAACAUCAAACGUUAAAAACUUCCUUAAACAGGGCUGCCUUCAGAUGCCCUCUAAAAGUCAGAUAGUUGUUUAUUUCCUUGACAUCGGACGGGAGAGCGUUCCACAGGGCAGGUGCCACUACCAAGAAGGCCCUCUGCCUGGUUCCUUGUAACCUCGCAGUGAGGGAAACGCCACAAGGCCCUCGGAGUUGGAGGACCUCAGUGUCUGGGCUGAACGAUGGGGGGGGGUGGAGAUGCUCCUUCAGGUAUUGGGAAUCUGGGAGACUAGGGUUCAAAUCCCCCCCAAGGGCAUGAAACUCACUGGGUGACCUUGGGCCAGUCACCAGUCCAUCAACCUAACCUACCUCACAGGGUUGUUGUGAGGAUAACAUGGGGAGGAAGAGAAUUGUGUAGGCCUCCUAGAGUGUGAAUGUAAUAAAUGAGGCUUCCUCAACCUCAGCCCUCCAGAUGUUUUUGGCCUACAACUCCCAUGAUCCCUAGCUAGCAGGACCAGUGGUCAGGGAUGAUGGGAAUUGUAGUCUCAAAACAUCUGGAGGGCCGAGGUUGAGGAAGCCUGUAAUAGAUAA
Zootoca vivipara (common lizard) is the source of this 2487-nucleotide messenger RNA. RefSeq names its product ankyrin repeat domain 65 (gene ANKRD65). Lineage: Eukaryota; Metazoa; Chordata; Lepidosauria; Squamata; Lacertidae. The record is from RefSeq and is a predicted model, not a curated record. Gene Ontology annotation, molecular function: protein binding.